CAGACUGCUCUCUUCAACUUCCAAUCCCUCCUCCUCGUCAUCCUUCUCACAAUCUGCACCGCUACCUACGCGCACGCCACGUUCCCCACUUUCCUCGAUUCAAGAAAGGACUCGUACUACAUCAGCCCCGUGUGGAAGGCGGCCAGGAUAGGCGAGAGGCUGAGUCCGUACGUCAGUCUGGCGUGCGUAGUCAUGGCUGUAAGUCAAGGGCUCUCUUGA
Alternaria burnsii is the source of this 219-nucleotide messenger RNA. RefSeq names its product duf-domain-containing protein. Gene Ontology annotation, biological process: protein secretion; intracellular transport. The annotation marks the transcript as partial. NCBI's taxonomy places the organism in Eukaryota, Fungi, Ascomycota, Dothideomycetes, Pleosporales, Pleosporaceae. The transcript has a single exon. The record is from RefSeq and is a predicted model, not a curated record.